CUUGCCACUCUUUCUUAUCUCUUCCCUCCAAAGGUUACACGCACACACUGACGAAGUGAGAGAGUGAGAAAAAAACAGUCACAGAGAGAUGAUGAGUUCUUCAAUCUCCAUACCCAUUUCACCCACUUCUCACAAACUCUUCGAACCCAAUAACAACCGUCUUCUAUUUGGUCACUCUCUCUUCCCAAAACCCAUUUUCUUUGCUAAGAAAAGAGUUUCAUUCACUGCAACAAGGGCUUUGCUCUCAACUUCUAAAGAAUCAGUUUUAAGGGAUUUCCAUGAAAGAAGAGCUCUCAAGAUUAUUUCCGGCUUGCAGAAUUUUUGUAGAGACAAUGUUGCUUCUGUUGUUACUGCUGCAGAUAAGGGUGGGGCAACUCAUGUGGACAUAGCUUGUGACCCGGAGUUGGUGAAGCUUGCCACUAGCUUGACUUCUCUUCCAGUUUGUGUCUCUUCUGUUGAUCCAGCAGCAUUUCCAGCUGCAGUUGAAGCAGGAGCAUUGAUGGUAGAGAUUGGAAAUUAUGAUUCCUUUUAUGAGAUGGGCAUUCUUUUCUCUCCAGAGCAGAUACUAAAUCUAACAAAGGAGACUAAGAGAAUUCUUCCAUCUGUGACACUAUCAGUCACCGUGCCUCACACACUAAGCCUCCCGGAUCAGGUCAAGCUAGCAGAACGGUUGGAACAGGAAGGGGUUGACAUUAUCCAGACUGAAGGAGGGAAAUGUUCUAAUCCCUCGAAGGCUGGCGUUCUUGGUUUGAUUGAGAAGGCAACCCCAACGCUAGCAUCAGUGUAUUCUAUUUCCCGGGCUGUCAAGGUCCCUGUUAUGUGUUCGUCUGGACUGAGUGCAGUUACAGCUCCAAUGGCCAUCACUGCAGGCGCUGCUGGUGUGGGUGUAGGGUCAGCGAUUAACAAGCUUAAUGAUGUGGUUGCGAUGGUUGCAGAGGUCAGAAGUAUUGCCGAUUCAUUAGGCAUCUCUUCUGGUAGGCAAACAGUUGUUGAGGAGAAGACAUUGAGACAGUAAUUCAUACAAUUUUGUCAGUUCAAGAUGCCAUACAUAUGUAUGACUUGGAAAAACCACUUGGGUUUCUAUGAGAUUAUGUAUAAUAAACCAAACAAUUGAUUACUAUUGCAAUUUCAACUUCCUUUAUUUUUUUUUCUCUUUCUUUCUUUCUUUAUCUUGUUUGUUUUCUGAAAAAGUAUCACACAAUGCCUUCUGAAAACAUAUGGUGUAUAAUUCGUCAUUUUGUAGAGAGAAAGAGAGAGUUCAGGUGGAUGAUAUACAUUGGAGAGAAUGUAGUUUCGUUA
Camellia sinensis is the source of this 1299-nucleotide messenger RNA. RefSeq lists its product as uncharacterized. The record is from RefSeq and is a predicted model, not a curated record. Lineage: Eukaryota; Viridiplantae; Streptophyta; Magnoliopsida; Ericales; Theaceae.